Molecule: messenger RNA, 2217 nt
Organism: Cryptosporidium muris RN66
Lineage: Eukaryota; Apicomplexa; Conoidasida; Eucoccidiorida; Cryptosporidiidae
Exons: 1
Coding region: 1-2217 (738 amino acids)
Source: RefSeq, a predicted model, not a curated record
AUGGAGGACUUGAUAUCUAUAAGAAGUGAUCCUAGCCAAGGUAUAUGCUGGUCAAUAACUAAGAUUGGGGAUUCGCAAUCCGGAAAUUCUUUUUUACAAUGGAGAUGCAAUUGUUGGAGUAUUCAGGAUGAUUUUGCAUUAGAAUGGGAUAUAAACUUACCCUACAAUAUAUUACGACAAAUUAGAAUAGAACCAAAUUUACUAGCAAAUCAUAUAUCUUGUAUUAAGAGUGGAAGUUUUGUCUUUGCAAUUGUAGUAUGGUCUACUACUUAUAUUUGGGUAUACUGUCACGAUAUAGCAGAAUUUUCUAGACUAUCAGGUCAGGGUUUAAGUGUAUCUAUUGAACCUAAUAUACAUAAAUUAGAUGGCUAUCAAAUUGAUGAAGAAGUACUAAAUAGUGGUAUAAUUGAAGUAUCUUUACCAAUUAUUGCCAGUUUUAGUGAUUGUCAAUGCAUUGCUAUAUCAGAUAAGCUAUCAAUUCAUACAAUACGUUUAGUUACUAAACAACAAGAAAAUAUUCCCUACAGUUUAUUUGUAUCCUCUAAUUGGUGGGAAUUAGCUACUUAUAAUGAACUAUUUUUGAGUCAAGAUAAUAAAGUGCGGAAUAUUGAAAAGUACUCAAAUGUUAAGAAAGCAUAUAGUACUUUGAAAAGUAUGCUUAGAUCUUUCAGUUGGAAUAGCAAUUGUGGAGAUACUAUGAAUAAAGUUAUAGAUCCAAAUAGAGAUACUAAUUUUGAUAUAUUGAAAUUUGAUCAUUCAUUGAAAGCAAGUAAUAUUGAAAAAGAGAGACGAGAAAAUCUUGGAAAAUUUACUUUAUCUAAAAGUGACAACAAUAUCUUGAUAAUACCUUUUCCUUCAUGUUAUUCAAAGUGGAAUAUUUCAUUUUUGUGCUUUCUUAUAUUUGAAAAAAUAAAUACUCAAGAAAAAGAAAAUAUCUUAGUGUUAUUCAGACAUGAUACUUUUGGAGUUAUUGAGUUUUGUUGGUCUAUUACAUUACCUUAUUCAAAUAAAGAUAAUUUUUUUAGUCUUAUUGCUAUUCCAUAUACAGAGAAUACUUAUUGUAAAAAUAUAAUCACAAAAUCAACUAUGCAAUCUCAUUUAUCUCUUGCUUUACAUUCUUCUCUUCCAUUUGGACUUUUUGUUGUUUAUAAGUCAUUUAUAAGCAAUCAAUUCAGUUUAAAUGUUAUGCAGUUAAUUACUCAGAAAGGAAAUAUAGCCAUUUAUGAUCAUUUAAGAACCGAAAAGAAGGCUCAUCCAUUAUUAUCCUGGACAUUGAAGCCCAAUUUCAAUUUUAAAUCAUUAGUAACUAUUCUUAAUUUGAAUACAAGUGACAAUUUAAAUAUUGAUAUUGUAUAUCCAGGUAUUGAAUACAAAUUUAAUGAUUCAAAUAUAGAAAAUAAUGAAUCUAAUAGUGAUGUUGCAGAUCAAAUUAAAUUUAAAAUAUCUGACUUUAAGAGUUUCAAUUGUAUUUUAAUUGUUGGACAUAAAGUUCAUACCCUUUCACUUGCAAAUAAUGGACAUGAAGUUAUAUGUAAUAAACUUGUAGAACAUCCAGAAAAUCAUAAAAUGUACCAUGUUACUUACUUCAGGAAUAUUUUAUAUAUACUUACUACAAAUCAACCACUUCCAUUACGUAUUGACUUAUCGAAUAUUAGUAAUUUCUCAAUGGAAUUCUUUAAUUUACAUAGGACGUCAAUAGAUGAAUAUACUAGAGAUAACUCAGAUAUUGAAUUUAAUGAACUAUUAUCUUGUUAUAAGAAUUUAAGAAAUGGGGAUAAUAUAACAGAGAUGUUUAGUGAAGAUCAAAAUUUAUUAGAUUUAUGUUAUCAAGAAAUAUACAGAUUAAAUACAAUGAAUGAUCCUCCUGAUCAAAAUAUACUCAAUAAGAUUCUAAUGCAACUUAUUAAGGAUAUUUCCUUGAAAAAGGUAGAGGGGGAAUCUCAAAUAAAUUUUUUAGAAAGAAAUCGAUAUACUCAACUAUUAAUUUUGGUUGGUAAAGUAAUAAAUCUACAUAAGGACUAUCUAAACAUGGAUCUAAUAAACCUCUGGGGUAAAUGCUGCAUUAUUAUAGAUUCAGAGUAUUGGGAAAAUCAUAUCUAUAAUAAAGAUUGGAUAUCACAUAUAUCCGGUACUUGUUUAUGUCAAAUUACUUCUGAAUAUCCUAAUCUAUUAUCUUUUAUAAAACAAAAUUUUGACCUAGCUGAAGCUCUAAAAUAG